Pseudophryne corroboree (corroboree frog) is the source of this 1687-nucleotide messenger RNA. RefSeq names its product allurin-like. The coding region runs from base 508 to 1107 and encodes 199 amino acids. The record is from RefSeq and is a predicted model, not a curated record. NCBI's taxonomy places the organism in Eukaryota, Metazoa, Chordata, Amphibia, Anura, Myobatrachidae. The transcript is spliced from 9 exons. Gene Ontology annotation, cellular component: extracellular region.
ACCCAACCAGUGAAGGUCGCCGUCACCCUCGGAGUAUUGUCUUUUCCUCUGUAAGAAGAGUUGGUACUCCUUAAUUGGUUUACUUUCCUUCCUAGUUUGACUGUCGUCUGCUUCUGGAAGGGGAUCACCGUGUCCGGGUUCCAGUGAAGAUCCCAGGUCCGCUGAAGUUUACGUGACCUGAAGAUCCUUGGCACAGCAAUGGGGACCAGGUUUGCCCCUUACUUCACUAACCUCGAUAGGGGGACACUUGAGCAGUAUCUUCUGCUUGUUGGUCAGUGAGCUCUUAACGACUGCAGAGCUCAAAAUGACAUAUCAAACAAAAGCACUUGUUAUACAGCCAAUUUGGUUAAGUUUUCAUCAGCAGCCAAUCAUGGCGAGCCUCGUCUGUUUCCCUCAAGUGUACAAUUCCUAAUAAAAACCUGUGCACCUAUUUGCUUUGUGAUUUGUUUUUGCCUCCUACAACAAAUGUACUGAUUGCAGGAGAAAGGAACAUUUGCAUGAGAAAAAAUGUUGGUAACUAAUAUAUUCAGCAUCAUCGUUUCCUUAUAUGCAGUGUUUCAUACGUCUGAGGAAUACGGACUGAAUAAUGAAGAAAAAAAGGCAAUCGUUAAAGCUCACAAUAAGUACAGAAGUUGGGUCAAACCAACGGCCACCGACAUGCUUAAAAUGAAUUGGAACGAUGACGCUGCAAGAAACGCACAGGAUGUUGCAAGUUCCUGCACAGGAUAUCACAGUCACCCAUCGAAAAGAACUAUAAAAAAACCAUCUUAUCUUAACUGUGGAGAAAACAUCUAUAUGUCAACUGCUAAGGAUGACUGGGAAGAGGUGAUUAAAGACUGGCAUGAUGAAGUUUUCGAUUUUGUUUAUGGAAGAGGAGCUAAGAAACCUCAUGCAGCCAUUGGACACUACACCCAGCUUGUGUGGGCCAAUACCAGCUGCGUUGGAUGUGGAAUGGCGGAAUGCGGAGGGUCGUUUCCAUACGUGUUUAUUUGCCACUAUUGUCCAGCUGGAAAUGAUGCAAGAAUGAUGGCUACGCCAUACUGCAAAGGAAAGCCUUGCUCAGCUUGCAAAGGAAAAUGUGAAGACAAUUUAUGCAUUAAACGUUAAGGACAGAAGUAAAGAAAACAGAUGAAGCGCGCUGACCUUGGCCCUUGUUGCACAUCUUACUUUGCUAUUCUAAAUAUAUAUAUCAGUUUAAAGGAGACGUUCAUGCUAUAGUUGAUUUUUUUUACUCUUCAACUUCCUUAAAUUUCCACUAGUAUAUUCGCAAGAGUCUUAUGCUCAGUACCCCCUGCAGUUUGGGCUAAUACUUCUUCCUCAGCCCCACAUGCAAGUGGUCCUUCUCUAUGGUGUUAGCAAAUUCUUGUUUCACUAUAUGAGGCUCUGAGAUGGAACCUGCGAGAGAGUAUCUCACACACAAUGGGGUACCAUGCAUAGGACCUCUAUAGCUUUACUAACUGGAGGUGGAUAGAUCAAGGAAAUAAUAGAUUUUGCUUAUACUGUAGUUCAUUUUUAAAAGCAUUCAUGUGCAGUUAUAGUCUGGUCAUUUCAUUUAGUGUUGGUUUGAUGGAGAAGCUGAACCUAAAAUAGGGGAGGAUGAAUUGUAUCGUCUCACUUCUCUUCACUAGGCUGCCAGAUUUCUCUGAAACUAGAUACCACAUGUCAAGUCACUGACUUGAAUCAAUAA